CGAUCAUCUUCGAAGACUUCGGGACUUUUUACGACGCCUUUCAAUAAGUCUCUGGAAGAUGCCUCCCCAUGUCCUGUCCUCUCCAAAUCCUUCUCUUGGUAUUGCAGGCUCAGGUGCACUGGUGCGCGUCCCGACCUUGUCUGCCCGGAAGACAAUGCUGGCGGCCAGUCUCGGUGGUCUUGGAGUAGGAAAAAAAGGAUGCCCUGGAGAAAGCAAUCGGGGAACCAGUCCGAAUGUCCUGGAAAAGCUCUGCCGCCAGGUCGCGGGACCUGCCGUGACCGGCCCGGGGCCGGAUUGUCGGCCUUGGCUCGCACAGGAAUAGCUCUCCGCAUAUGCGGAGGAUGUCGACUUCAAUGGCUGCUAAAGCGGCGGGGAUUCACCCACUAAUUACAGCAAACACUGCUCAAUUGCUCCUGCACCUUCGCAUCCCCGUCAAUGCAUUCGCAGCAACCACCCCCAGACCUUGACCUGCAGCGGCCGUUGGCCCACCCCUGGGAGCGUCGAUGCACCCUCCUGACUGGCCAGAGGCCAACCACAUCGACCAGCCUCAAGAUCGUGCCAAGACUGUUCCAUCAUCCACCUUGCCUUUCCGCUGCGGAACCCGUCCAUUCGCACAACCUUGUAUCUUGCCACGUUUUCGUCUGUGCAUUGUAUGCAUUGUGCGAGGUUAAUUGGCUUACGACUGAACCCUGCACCUGGACCUGCAAGAGGCUUGAAAAGGAGGCUUUUCAACUCCUUUUUCCAUGGCAUAGCACCAUCUUUGCCAAUUGCCAUUUGCCAUGGCUUCCUAACGUCUACAUGCUUGCACCGAGAUGCGAACAGACCGGUCUAGGUCCUUUUUCUUGGCAAGAUCGCCGUCAUCGCCUCAUCCGUCAGACACGCCCCCCAACCCACCGACGGAUCAAAGAUGUGUCCCGGCAUCAGGGUGUUACGUUUUCCUGGGGUCUUUUCGGGCCCUCUUCCCUACGAUCCACUUGCUCGCUCUUUCUUUCCUGGCCCAGGCGUUCCCCUGCUCGCGUCGAUCCCACCAUUUCGUCCCGACGGAAUCGACGGGAGAGCGCGGAUCAUGGACGACAAUCGGCGGCAGGACCAAGGUUCUGGAUGAGCACGCCACCUUAACAUCGCUCAUAAGGCUGCGCGGCCUGUCCAGCUUCAGAAGAGCGGAACAGGUAACCCGUUAAUCCAGCAAAACCCGCUGUGGGUGAGGGGAAGGUGUCGCGAGGAGGGGUCGACGCUGACAAAGAAGGGCGGAGCCCUCAGUUGGUGUGGGAGAAAGGGGGGG
This is a messenger RNA of Phialemonium atrogriseum, 1282 nucleotides long. RefSeq lists its product as uncharacterized. NCBI's taxonomy places the organism in Eukaryota, Fungi, Ascomycota, Sordariomycetes, Cephalothecales, Cephalothecaceae. The transcript has 2 exons. The coding region runs from base 436 to 1119 and encodes 227 amino acids. The record is from RefSeq and is a predicted model, not a curated record.